AUGAGUUCCAGUCUACUAGAGUGGUGCAAUUGCUGUUGGCCGAAUCGCAAAGAAAAAACCAAAGUAAGUUCGAAAGAUUUUCGGCCGUUAUUCGGGCAGAAUUCAGGAGCCGAGCGCGCUACCGUAUACCUCAAGCAGCCGGAAAUCGUCGUCACCAACGGCUAUCUGAACAGCGAAGCACCAGAAAAGGUGCCGGCUAUAAUAGUAUCUUCACCGAGAAGCAACUACGAUCCAGACGAGUUCUACACGGCGCGGACUAGCCGGUCGAUCGAGAAAAUGAAGUUCAAGAGUAUGCCAACGCUGAUCGAGGAGAUCCGGGUCGAGAUUUUACAGGAAUUGAAAGAGCUCGAGGAAAAGGAGUCAAGGUGA
This is a messenger RNA of Bursaphelenchus okinawaensis, 369 nucleotides long. Lineage: Eukaryota; Metazoa; Nematoda; Chromadorea; Rhabditida; Aphelenchoididae. The record is from the annotation of a GenBank genome assembly.